AGAAGUAGUUUGACUAUGGAAUAAAACAUCUUUGAAUGGGCAGGCUAACUGUGGGGAGAAAAGGGGAGUUUCAGGUCCCCUGAAGUUAUGCAAUCCCAUCAUGCUCUAUAUAAGGCCAGACCCACACUCAAAGCUGAGGAUCUCUGUGACCUUGCAUCUCAUUUUUGUAACCAGAAUGCUGCGGUACGUUGUGGCUCUGUGUCUUCUGGCAUUGUCCUACGCACAGGACUGUCGGAUAGAAAAUUUCCAGGUCAAGCAGGACUUUGACAGAACCAGGUAUGCAGGGACCUGGUAUGCCGUAGGAAAGAAGGACCCAGAAGGUCUGUUCCUCCUUGACAAUGUUGUGGCCCAGUUCACGGUCGAAGAGGAUGGAAAAAUGACUGCCACUGCUAAGGGCAGAGUUGUCAUCCUCAAUAACUGGGAAAUGUGUGCCCACAUGUUUGCCACCUUUGAAGACACUGACAACCCCGCCAAGUUUAGGAUGAAGUACUGGGGAGCUGCGUCAUACCUUCAGACUGGAAAUGAUAUACACUGGGUUAUCGACACUGACUACGACAACUACGCCAUCCACUACUCCUGCAGACUGGUGGACGCAGACGGCACAUGCCUGGACAGCUACUCCUUUGUGUUCUCCCGUCACCCGACUGGCCUGAGACCAGAAGAUCAAGUCAUCAUCACGCAGAAGAAGACAGAUAUUUGUCUACUUGGCAAAUACAGGCGGGUUUCGCACAACGGGUUCUGCGACAACAGUGAUUCCUUUUACCAACAGUGACACUUGAAGCUCCCACCCUUUGCCUGAGAUCCUCCUGCUGGUCUCAGACUGAAUCCCUUUUGCUUAUCCCCACCUCCUCUGUUUAUGCUGUCUUGAGUGGAUAUGUAGACCAUUUCCUUUUACAAAAAUGAGAAUCUGAGAACUAUCACAUUUAAAAAACAGACUGUUA
This is a messenger RNA of Menidia menidia (Atlantic silverside), 941 nucleotides long. Lineage: Eukaryota; Metazoa; Chordata; Actinopteri; Atheriniformes; Atherinopsidae. The record is from the annotation of a GenBank genome assembly.